Molecule: messenger RNA, 2781 nt
Organism: Neoarthrinium moseri
Lineage: Eukaryota; Fungi; Ascomycota; Sordariomycetes; Amphisphaeriales; Apiosporaceae
Exons: 1
Coding region: 1-2781 (926 amino acids)
Molecular function (GO): protein binding
Source: RefSeq, a predicted model, not a curated record
AUGACAGAGAAGCUACAUUCGCUGUCGACGCAUAUCGUGCCUCCGAGUCAGACGACCGUUACGAGCCCUAAGCCGGUGCCUGUCCUGCUGAACCACGCGUCCAGCAAGGCCGAGACGGUAGAUGAAGAGCCGUACACGAUCAAAUGCAUCUGCCCCUUCGCUGACGAUGACGGGAACACGAUAUACUGCGAGACAUGCGACACCUGGCAGCAUAUCGAAUGCUAUUAUCCCCACAAUGUGCAAGACGCCCUGCAGGAGGACUUUGCGCACUCCUGCGUCGACUGCAAGCCGCGACUGCUCGAUCGCCAUCUUGCCAUCGAGCGACAACAAGCCCGCCGCGCCAAGGUCAAGACCGCCGAGAACUUAACCGAAAGGAAACCGAAGCGACCGCCGUCCAAGAGUCACAAGAAGAAGACGAGGCCGAAUGACCUCCAAGUCAAUGGCCACAGCGGUUCGGAUUCAAAUGCGAAACAAGCCGGCGAACAUCACGGUCACAAGAAGUCCAAGAGCACCCACCGACCCAGUCAGUCGAUCAGUGGGACCGCAAAGCGCAGUCCUUCCUAUGGCCAGAAGACUACCAAUGGAACGUCUCAUGGGCACCCUCCAAGUCCUGCCACAACCCCUCCCGAUAUUCCGACGGACGUGGAGAUUCACAACUACUCGAGCAGUUUCUUGACCUUGUACAAUGACGACCGCGACAUCCAGAUCGUCUCAACGAACUCUUUCGCCGGCCUCGAGAUCUCCAAUGUCAUGUCUUUUUGGCUGCGGGAUCACGAUAGGUUACAGCGCGAGGCUGGCUGUGAUUACAAGGAUGUCUUUCAACAACUUCCACCCAACAUUGAUUCGAUCAAAAGGACACCAGUGAUAUCCCACAAGGAGCACCUGAUGGCCCCGGAUACAGUCUUGCACUGGCAAUAUUUGACUACACCACAAUCGAUCGAGAAGGAUACUCCUCUCGUCGAACUGAAUGGCCAGUUGGGCUUCCAAAAAGACUACUGCGCCGACGAGGCAAACAGAUGGGCCGAGCUCAGCUCGCCCCUGCCGUUCGUCUUCUUUCAUCCGGAGCUACCCUUGUAUAUCGACACCAGGCGGGAAGGCUCGCUUGCCCGCUAUGUACGGAGAAGCUGCAGACCGAACGCCACGAUUGAUACCUACCUGUCCGAGGGCUCGGAAUAUCACUUUUGGCUUGUGAGCGAUCGUCGAAUUGCGCCCAACGAGCAAGUCACCAUUCCAUGGGAUUUCAGAUUUGAGAAUGGCGAGCGCGGAAUGAAGACUCGCCAGUUACUCGGCAUUGGUGUGGGAGAGAUGAGUGAACUGCCGGAUUACGAUCCCACCCAGAUUGAGCAGUAUGAAGGCCUUCGUACGUGGCUCUCCCUGAUCUUGUCAGAACACGGCGGUUGCGCAUGCGAUCUUGGUUCGGACUGUGCCUUCCGGCGAUUCUACAGGAAGUACAUCAACAGGUCACACUCAAAGUCGGGAGCAGUCAAAAAGAAGUCGCGUAAGCCCAAGCCUCACGCCAUUUCUCCCACUAGCACUGGCCAUGCGACGAACAGCCGCGCCCCUAGUGAAGGCCAUGGCGACGACGUGCUCGAUAACGACUCGGGAUCAUCACACAGCAAGCCACCCAGCCGGGAUAUGACGCCUGCACCACGUCAAGGGUCCUUUGACACGCUGGGAAUACUGACCGAGCCAACCGACAGAGACAAGCGAAAGGUUGCCAUGGUGGAGGACUCCUUUCGUCGGAUGGAACAGCAGCAACCCCCGCGGAAAAAGAAGAGGACCUCUGAUGGUACGGUUGUAUCAAAAGGCAAGCGGAACUCGUCGGGAUCUGCUGCUGGCUUGACCAAUGGUUUGGGUGAGAGACGCUACGUUGAUGCUAGCACCAAUCGAAGCAUGUCCGGCUCACCUCAGAGUGCCAUUGCACCAAACUCAGCCAAUCAUUUCCGGGCACCCGGCUCCAGACAUGGAUCUAUGCCGAUUCCAUCCCGUCAUUCGUCCGAAGGUCCUCGGCCUGUAUACUGUGAUGCCGCAGUUCAAACCGAUGCGGUGGAAGGGGAGUGGUUCAGCUCGGCACGGUCGACACCUCGGGCGAAGAGGCGUGUAGUCUCACUAUCGAAGCGCUUGCUGGAAAAUCGACAUCGCUUGAGAGCCGACCUAGAGGAGCGUCGAAGGCUUUCGACUGCCUCGCCCACAUCAGUUGUGUCCGCCUUAGUUAAGAUGGACCUCGAUUCACCUAAAGUACAGAACGACCGUCUACAGUCGCCUGUCACAAGCAAAGAUAAUCUGGGAGCGACCACUGUCAAGACUGAUUCAAGCGGUGACGCCGUGAUGUUAGACGUACCAAUGGCAUCGCCGACUGAUUCGAAAACGGCUUCCCCUACAGAGACUGCCAGUUCGCCCAACGUUGCUGUCAAAUCUCCAGAACUUCGAGUUCAGCUACCACCAGUUCCCACAUUUAACAGCACAGCCUCUGUCUCUGCUGCAACGACACCUAUGUCUGCGACAGGAACAAUAGUGCAAUCGCCAUACUCAUCGGGCAAUCUCCCCAGUCCUUUUGGGGCCUCUGUUACCACCAAUGGUGUGGCCGUCCACCCCAGCCCGGUGAAAAAGAAACUGAGCCUCAGUGAUUAUAAGAGCAGGUUAAGCAAGGCGGCGGCAGCGAAGCCGGUGGGGGCAACGCUGAAGCAGCCGGUGCCAAUCUCGGAAGAGGCGAAGUCACCAACGGUCACGGACGUGCCCAUGUCGGAUUCGCCAAAUGCGGAAAAGACUGCAGAGCAAUAA